Messenger RNA from Talaromyces stipitatus ATCC 10500, 1248 nucleotides. RefSeq lists its product as uncharacterized. The transcript has 2 exons. Bases 1 to 1248 code for a protein of 415 amino acids. NCBI's taxonomy places the organism in Eukaryota, Fungi, Ascomycota, Eurotiomycetes, Eurotiales, Trichocomaceae. The record is from RefSeq and is a predicted model, not a curated record.
AUGGAUAGAAAUGCUCUGCGAGAAAGGCUGCCACCUACGCUCUAUAUGAUUGCAAAUUUUGCGCAUGAGAUAACUGGUAGAAAGCCUGGAAAGAACUGCGCUUCUCGCUGGUUAAACAAGCAUCCAAAUGCGUUGAUUUCUCGCUAUUCUCCAGACAUUGACCGCAAUCGAAAAAGAGCAGAUUGCGCUUGGAGUUAUGCUCUCUAUCUCGAGCUUAUAAAUCGCAAUAUUGAGCAGUAUAAUCUUCAGCCAAAUCAAAUUUACAAUAUGGAUGAGAAGGGCUUUGCGAUUGGGAUUAUGACAAGUCAAAAAAGAGUCUUUUCUCGGCGCUUAUAUGAGAAGAAGUUCAAGCAAUUUCUUCAAGAUGGGAAUAGGGAGUGGAUUACUACAAUUGCUUGUAUUCGCGCAGAUGGAACUGUUAUCUCUCCAGUUUUGAUCUAUAUGGCCAAAUCCGGUCACCAAGGCUUUAUCAUGUUUCUUGAAGAAACUCAAGGGAAAAAAUAUCAACUCUGGCUUCAAAGUACAGGUUUGGUUCCUUUCAGUCCGGAGGUGGUUUUACAGCGUUUUAAUGAGAAAUCUGAAAGCCGGCCAUCCUCAGCUAGUUCUACAGCUUCAAUUCUCUUGCCUGAAGAGUGGAGGGAUAUUCGCAAACUUCUUAGAAAGAUUGGAGGCAAAAAUCCUAGCAAAGACUUCAAAAUGCUAAGCAAUACAGUUAUGGAGCUUACUACAGAGGUUAUACUACUUAGAUUACAACUUGAAAGGGCAGAAAAGGCUCUAUUGAAUGAGAAGAGGCGCCGAAUUAGGAAAAGGCCAUUGUUAUUGGGUUUACCUAAUGAAAAUGAAGGUGGUGCGAUAUUUUUUAGCUUUUCAAAGAUUCAGCAAGCCCGAGAACUACAACAACAAAGAGAGGAUCAAGCACGCAGGAAAGAGCCAGGAAAUACGAUAAAAAGCUUUGACAACGGCUUGCAAAGGAAAUUACAGAGAAAGAAAAGCAAGAAAAGGCUCAAACCCGUCAACAAAAGCGAGAAGGACGCGUGCAAGAAGCUGCCGAAAAAACAACGCCAAAAACUCGAGGAAAAGCUAGCCAAGCAAGCAAAUUUGCAGCUUCAAAAAGAUAUUAUAGCUACGACAAAUCCCCGUAAGAGUCGAACGAACCCAAAUUCAAGGAAAUUGAAGCGCAAACAGAGUAGUGAGGUCGAAGAGGAAGUUAUUGAUGAGGUUCUUGCUACGAAUCGUAGGGAGCAGUAG